Messenger RNA from Drosophila biarmipes, 3056 nucleotides. RefSeq names its product probable mitochondrial glutathione transporter SLC25A40. Gene Ontology annotation, biological process: mitochondrial transmembrane transport. The record is from RefSeq and is a predicted model, not a curated record. The coding region runs from base 223 to 1611 and encodes 462 amino acids. The transcript is spliced from 5 exons. NCBI's taxonomy places the organism in Eukaryota, Metazoa, Arthropoda, Insecta, Diptera, Drosophilidae.
UUAACAUACAAAACCAUUAAUGCUUAAAUCCAAUUUAAAUUCAUAAUAAUAACAUAGGAUAUGACCGUCAGUGGAAAAUAUUAGAGUUGCCACCGUAAACGUCAUACUUCUCGGAUAUUACUUCUGGCCCGAAUGUGAAAUUUAGAAAUGUAAAUUUACAAAUGCUAUUUCGAAGCCAGAUCGACUCCCCUCAACUGUUCAAGCACAACAGAGAAGGCAGCCAUGUCGAAGGAAGACACUGGCGCAUCCAGUGCGGAGGCGAGUCCAGCCGAGUCGGACCUUUCGAUGGGUGGGCCGCGUCCAAGGUCCUUUAGUGGCGGUGUAGGAGGAGGAGGAGGAGGUGGAGGUGGAGGCGUAGGCGGUACAGGUGGGAGUGGAGGAGGUAUUGGAGGUGGUGGAGUUUCCAGCGGAAGCCAUUUCAAGUCCGAAAGGACCUCGCGAGAAGAUGACGCCGUCGACCCGACGACGGAUUCGAAGUCCACGCACCGUAUGCUGCUGAGCGAUCCGCGCUUCCGGAUCCGGCCGCUGCAGCAGGUGAUCUCGGCCUGCGCUGGGGCCAUGAUCACGGCCUGCUUCAUGACGCCGCUGGACGUGAUCAAGACCCGCAUGCAGUCGCAGCAGUCGCCGGCGCACAAGUGCUUCUUCUACUCGAACGGCCUGAUGGACCACCUCUUCUCGAGCGGCCCCAACGGGCCCGAGUUGGCCGCCCCGCGCCCGAGGCCACAGUUCACCAGCACCUGGGAUGCCCUGAUCAAGAUCAGCCGGCACGAGGGACUGGGCGCCCUGUGGUCCGGCCUAGGCCCCACUCUCGUCUCAGCCCUGCCCUCCACCAUCAUCUACUUCGUGGCCUACGAGCAGUUCAGGGCCAAGUACCUCGAGAUGUACAAGAGGCACUGGAAAGGGCGUCCUGAACCCCGGCAGCUGGACAUGGAAUUCAGGAACACCAAGAAGAGCCUGCCGCUGGUGGUUCCCAUGAUGUCCGGGGUCACGGCCCGCAUUUGUGCAGUUACUGUGGUGAGUCCCAUCGAGCUGGUGAGAACCAAGAUGCAGGCCCAGCGGCAAACCUACGCGCAGAUGCUGCAGUUCGUCAGGGAUGUGGUGGCUCUUCAGGGAGUCUGGGGCCUGUGGCGCGGCCUGCGGCCUACGAUCCUCAGAGACGUGCCUUUCUCGGGGAUUUACUGGCCCAUCUACGAGUACCUCAAGCAGAAUCUCGACCACAGCUCGCAGCCCUCGUUCAGUCUCAGCUUUUUGGCCGGCGUCCUGGCGGGAUCGGUGGCUGCCAUCGUGACCACUCCGUUCGACGUGGUCAAGACCCACGAGCAGAUCGAGUUCGGGGAGAGGGUCAUCUUCACGGACUCCCCGGCGCGGGACUUCGGCAAGAGGUCCACCUUCAGCAGACUGACGGCCAUCUACAGGAUGCACGGGGUGCGGGGCCUCUUGGCGGGAUGCGGACCCCGGCUCAUGAAGGUGGCCCCCGCCUGCGCCAUCAUGAUCUCCACCUUCGAGUACAGCAAGUCCUUCUUCUUCCACUACAACGUGAGGCGGCACAACGAGGCCCUACUCCUGGGCAACCCGAACGCCACGCUGGUCAAGGAGGACGAGAUCGAGUAGGGGGAUGGGAGAGCCAGUGGGGCUGUGCAUUCGAGGUGGCUCCCUUUGUAAAUAAACAGCGCAUAUUUUAUGUAAGCCCCGGGCCGUGAGGCGAAUUCAAUAUCCCAAUUAAGCUGCGCGGCGCUUUACGUGUUACGUGUUACGUCAAUAAGGCGGGAUCCGGGAAAUCAAUUUGCAUUUUCGCAGCUUAAAGACCCCGGAUGCCUGUUGCUGCUGCGCCCAGCUUCCCGCUCCCCGAGUUGACUUUUAAUGGAAUAUUCAUUCAUUUACAUUAACUGCAAUUUGAGCGAGCGCAAGGGGAAAUUAAACGGAAUCGCCAAAGAGCCGCGCGUCCAGGUAAACUGACUUGAGAGCUGCCAGCAUCCUGCACACACGGAAUUUUUCGCCAGCAAUAAUCGAAUUUCCUUUGUUGGCAGGUCACGUUUUGCCACAGUUUCGACCACUGCAAAUGCCAUUUGAGCCCAGGGCGUCGUGACCGAAAAAUAUUGCCAAGAUUGAGUGCUACUGAAAAUCUAUAAAUCACACUCGGAAAUAUCGAAACUAAAGCGAGUAAUUAAGAAGAGUUUGCUUGCCCCAUGGGCCUCGGGCUGAACUUAAUUGCAUUUUGCUCGGAGAUUUUCUUUAUUUUUAUUCUUCAGCCCACAAAAAUUGUGCUCCAGCGGUUCGCCUAUUACAAAAACUGUCCAAGCGAAAAUUUCCUUUUUGUGUCCUUUGUUUUUAUUAAAGUGCAAACAAAGUACACAAAGCAUUACCAAACACAAGCUACGGAAGCAGGCUGUCAGAAAAUAUAUUUUGCCAUUUUCCUGGAUGAAAACAAAAUAAAAAUGGAUGAGAAUCGUUCGGGGAUGGUUGGGAACAACCUUUUUUGGUGGAGACAUUUGCGGUGGAGGAACGUUCGCUGGAGACUCUUUCGGUAUCAGAACUUAUAAGUUUAGUAAGACCCUGCAUUCACGGUGGCUGAUAAAUAACGACGCAAUUGAUUUGAAAUCGCGACCGCUUUUGCCGCACUCCCAGCGAAAGGGAUGCCGGAAUGCGGGAGCGUGUUGUCUUCGGAUGGAUGCCAUACAUUAUAUUCAGUUACAUGUGUCGGAGGAGCAGGCACUCGACAUAUGAGGUCAAAUUAAGUCGCUUUGACACCAGAAACAUCUCGGAAUUCCCUUAAUGCUGACUCGGGAUCCGGCAGAGGAAUAAAUCCGCAGCUCGUGACAUCCUUCGGCGAUUUAUUCACGACACGAGGACAUCGCUGGUUCUGCGGGACCUGUCGGACGUGUUUUAUUGCUGCCUUUUCACACACGCUUUAUUUAUUUAUUUAUAUGCUCGGUUCCGCUUGGCUCUUUCGCUUUCCCGCACCCUUGCAACUGUAAGCCGCAUUCAUUUUUUGUUUAUCAAUAUUUGCUCUUUGUAUCAAUAUGCAAAAACUUUUAUUAAUGACCAAUAUGCGCAGA